GUACCAUUCACUACCUAGCAGUGCCAGUGUUGCUUACAAUUCCAACAUGCGCUGCUCGUGUCGUGCCUCUAGAUAGUCAAAUGCAGUGUCAAAAAUUACCCUUCAUUACGGAGGCGGGUAUCUUUUUGACAUGGUCAUGAUGACGGAGUCAGAUCACCGUCAUUUCUACAGCUUCGCAAGCCUUCAAUAUAACCUCUACACACCUUGCACAUUGGGAUUGAUUCGAAAACACCUUAGUCGUACCCAAAGCUUACUAGACCAGACCAACAAGUUCUUCACCAAAGCCACAACCUACGUCAAUGUCGUUCCUCAAACGCCCGGUUGCACGCGGUGCACGCAUCGCCCCAACUGCGCCCCUCCGUACACUCGCUACCUCGCGGUCACUCUUUGAACAAAGGCUUAAGCGCGGUCCCGACAUGGGCUCCAACAAGCCCGACGCAUCUGCCAACUCGUCCGUGAAUCCCAAUACCGACAAGCGCUCGAGCACGCUCAACACCGACCGGCAGUCCAGCGCCUCGAGCGAUGAACACGAGAGCGGCGCUAACCACCCAGCAAAGCAGCCUGAUCAGCAGGCACAGCCAACGAGGAGUACAGCCAUCGGGGGAGGGGAGGAGGGGAUGGGAGGAAAGGAGGGGAUGGGCGAGAUCAGUGAGACGGGUAAGAGGAAUCUUGCUGAGCAGUAGGUGAGUGCGACAUUUUUGAGAAACAGGCACCUGUUGUCACAGGAUUGGAAGAGGAGGAUUGUUAGCUUGAUAUAAGAGCGAACAUCAGUACAGAUCGGUACAUUCCAGUCUCUAAGAUAGGGGGUUGUGAUGAAAUAUCAAGCUGAAGUAUGUCGAGAGGGCUCAGAGGAGACAGCUCAGAGUUUGGUGUGUUAAAGGGAA
Molecule: messenger RNA, 884 nt
Organism: Didymella exigua CBS 183.55
Lineage: Eukaryota; Fungi; Ascomycota; Dothideomycetes; Pleosporales; Didymellaceae
Exons: 1
Coding region: 300-683 (127 amino acids)
Source: RefSeq, a predicted model, not a curated record